This is a messenger RNA of Macrobrachium nipponense, 1014 nucleotides long. RefSeq names its product defense protein l(2)34Fc-like. The record is from RefSeq and is a predicted model, not a curated record. The coding region runs from base 118 to 573 and encodes 151 amino acids. NCBI's taxonomy places the organism in Eukaryota, Metazoa, Arthropoda, Malacostraca, Decapoda, Palaemonidae. Gene Ontology annotation, cellular component: membrane. The transcript is spliced from 5 exons.
GGCAUCGCAAAGUUGACCAGCGAAAGUUAUAAAGGGUAACGACUGCGGCGGCGCAGCGGCAGUAAACUGUUGUUGUAGUUGUCAAGUGGUACCGGCACUCCGUUGUAUCUCGUCAAGAUGUUCAGAUACCUGAUUGUUGGAUUCUUUGUGGGAUAUGUGAUUGCAUACCCAGAGGGCGCCCCAGAAGGUGCUUGUGGAAAUCUCGCACCGCAGCAUGGUGCUCCUGUCCAACAGAAUCCCGGCUUCACGAUCGCUUAUAGUCAACCAAACAAUGGUGUUUACACAGUUACCCUCAAUGCUCCCGCUAACAAACCCUUCAAAGGCUUCAUCAUUCAAGCAUUUGAUUCUAGAGAUGGGAGAACACCUGUAGGUCAGUUUGCAGCACCAAAUGGUUCUCAAGCUAAAAUCAUUUGUAAUGGGUCUGGAGCCACCCAUACAAACAGUAAUCCUCUUCCUGGCGUUCAGCUUCAGUGGAAAGGAACUCCCGGUACCAAGGUAUACUUCAAGGCAACUGUUGUUGUGGAGUACCAUGAGAUCUAUGGUGAUAUCGUGUCUGCUGAAUUCACAGCCUAAUGAAUAUACUUCCCAUGUAAGUGACUGGUUUGGUAACUUUAAAGAAGUCAUUUUUCCAUGGUAGAUGCUUUGUUGUGUUAGUUGUUAUUAAGAACCAGAAAGUCUCUUUUUAGUUUGUAAAGAUUAUAUUUUCCUUAUUUGUUACACUUUCCUGAAAGAAUUAUGGAUGUUUAAGCAGUCUGCUGUUUUCAUGGUAUCAUCAUUUAUAUGUAAUUUAUGUCAUAGCCGUCUGCGUCAAUCAUUGGAAAAGUAAUCAGCUUUUUUGCACUUUUGCCAUGAUAUUUGUUUAUUAUAAAUGUAGUAAUGAUACCCUGUUAUUAAAGGUGAAUAUUCCUUAUGGAUUUAAUAUAUCAUUCUAAAACAUUUUCGUUUUAAUAAAAUGAUAGGCUGACAUCAGCAUGAAUUUGUUUGUUACUUGAAGAAAUAAAUUUGUAACCAAAA